Messenger RNA from Suillus plorans, 1371 nucleotides. RefSeq lists its product as uncharacterized. Bases 1 to 1371 code for a protein of 456 amino acids. NCBI's taxonomy places the organism in Eukaryota, Fungi, Basidiomycota, Agaricomycetes, Boletales, Suillaceae. The transcript is spliced from 7 exons. The record is from RefSeq and is a predicted model, not a curated record.
AUGGCUGAUGCAAGUUUUGUCUUUGGCUCUGACUCGGAGAAACAGAAGGGUGGAAACCUGAGAUCGAUUAUCAUACUUGGUGGAAAAUAUCCAAACAUCGUGCCAUCAAAGAUUCGCGGUCUCUUACUGCUCGAAUUUGGAGCCAUGUCCGCCCAAUUCUCAGGAAACAUAUGUUGGAAAUGCGAAACAUCCGCAUGGAAGAAACACUUUAUAAUUCUCGACGGGGGAUUCUCCUCCAGGCAUGGAUCCAAACCAUUCGACGACAUCAUCAAAUCACCUGCCCGUGUCAUAGUAGAGCAUGAUACCUUUUUACCGGCUAUUGUUGCUCUUCCUAAUCUGGUGAGGAACUGGCGGAGACAGGUUUAUCAACAAUUUGCUGCAAUCAUCACGAAUGGGUAUCCAAAGGAAUUUGUACCAGCUGGAGACAUCCGCCAACUUGCAACCGGUGUCUUUGUCUGCAAUGCAUGCGAACAGCUCUUCUUCUGGACCGAUGCUGUUGUGCACAAGUGCAGCCUUGACUUUCCAAGGGGUCCAAGCAAAGAAAAGAAUGAUUCUUUUAAGGAACAGGUGACCCGCAUCGAGUAUUUUUCGCUCGGUUCUUCUCCAUGGUCUCCGAAGUUCAGGUCCUCUACAGCACUAGCCAUUCAUGUCAUCCAUAGUUGCUGUCAGGAUCCUCGGACCGCUACACUUGCACACAUGGACGAUUUCCGUCAUGCAAUCUCUCUUGACGAACAUCGUGUGCGCUUCAAGCCUGGUCUUUGGACACGCCCGACUGAGGCUCACAAGAAUUGUGGUGUUAAAUCCCAUCACAUGCCUCGCAGCAUCGGGGGGCAUCUCCCGAGCCAGCCGAAACUUGAAAUUUUAGGCAGCCCAGACAGUGACGCAACCAAGACGUCCCGUCACCAUCACAAGAUGGGACGAGAGCUCUCAACCACCGACUCGGAGCCCAUCGUUGAAAUGAACGUCGAAGAAAUAUCGGGUGUAGGGAGGCACUUCGACCUCCACCCAACCCACAUCAUAGGCCUCGACAUCUCACCCCACGCACUCACAUCCGCAAUCAAAGACACCUCCCCCGCCACCACAAACACCUCAUACACCCGCUGGGAACAUUUCAAAGUGGACAUCUGGCACGGAGGACUCGAGAUCUACAACUCAGCUUUCGUCAAUGCAGAAUGUAGCAACAGAGGUCAUCGCACACCUCCCAGAAGCCAUUCUGGCCGAUUUCGUGCCCAUGGUGAUGGGCGCAUACCACCCCCUUUUGCUCCUAGUAACAACCCCCUCAUAUGGCUUCAACACGUGCUUCAGCCCCCCAGGGUUAACAAACACCACCACCGGCUUCCCUCUACGCAACAAUCGAGAUCAAGCUUCUGA